Messenger RNA from Striga hermonthica, 777 nucleotides. The record is from the annotation of a GenBank genome assembly. Lineage: Eukaryota; Viridiplantae; Streptophyta; Magnoliopsida; Lamiales; Orobanchaceae.
AUGUUCAUAUGUGGGAGUGGAAGCUUCAACCACCACGACGAGUACGAACACGAGGCGUACGGCAGCCCGUGCUCCACCCCCAACAAGCGAUCCAAGAAGAGCUCGAGCUUCUGCAAGAUCAUCGGCAAAGACAACAACAAUAACAAGAACCGGUUUGCCGAUAGAGGCCUCGACAAAUUCUACGCGCUCCUAGCCGAGCUCGACACCAAGAAGCAAAAGAUCUACACGCAAGCUGGCGCGGAGGACAUAUCCUUUGUCCGAUUCGUCUACACCAACGACUCCGACCAAGUCAAGCCAAUCGUCGUCAAGGUCAACAAGGAGAAGAAAAAAAGGCCCGACCAUCGGGCCUCGACCGGUAAGCCCAUCAAGAAAAGCACGUCGGAUAUUAGCCACGCGGGCCCCGAGCCAAAGAAUGUGGCUUUAGAGAUUGUUCCGAAUGAGAAGAAGCUGCAGCCGAGGAAAAAGAAGAGGUUCUUGAGAUGCAAAGGGAGUUUCAAGAUUGAUAGAUUGAGGGAGCCUUAUCUGUACUUGCUUGUGAUUAUAAUGAUGGUUUUGCUGUUUUUGGCGAUUUAUGGACGCUCGUUUGCGAUUUUGUGCACGUCCAUCGGGUGGUACUUGGUGCCGAGUGUCGUGGGAGGGAGCUCGUCGUCCGAUUUAUCGAGCGAGAGGAAACCGAAGAGGAAGAAGGAGUAUGUGAGGAGGCAGAGUGAGAAGAAGUUUGAUGUACAGAGUGAAGGGCCAUCUUCUCCUAAAAGUGUCAUAAAUGGGCUAAUGUAA